AUGAGAGCGGCCCCCAAACGCCUCGCCGCCUUCUACUCAGUGCUAGGCGUCAGCUUCAUCGCCCUUCUGCUCCGCACUCUGCUUGCGCAGCCGCUCCUGCCGUUCAGACUCGACGACGCUGAGUGGUCAUCGACGUGGCUGCUCACGACAGUGGCCGACUACUACGUCUCCACGCUCUGCCUGUGCGGCGUCAUUGUGGCCACCGACGGCUGGCGCGUAGGAGGAUUGUGGGCGGCUCUGUGUUGUGUGCUUGGCAGCGCCUUCGCCUGCUUGUGGGUGGUCCGCCGACUGCUGCAGCGUGGCACGCUGCGCCUGGCGGGCAGCGCGGACGGCGCGUUUGCGUACGAUUGA
Molecule: messenger RNA, 351 nt
Organism: Emiliania huxleyi CCMP1516
Lineage: Eukaryota; Haptophyta; Isochrysidales; Noelaerhabdaceae
Exons: 1
Coding region: 1-351 (116 amino acids)
Source: RefSeq, a predicted model, not a curated record